Brassica napus (rape) is the source of this 629-nucleotide messenger RNA. RefSeq lists its product as uncharacterized. The record is from RefSeq and is a predicted model, not a curated record. The transcript has 3 exons. The coding region runs from base 125 to 445 and encodes 106 amino acids. Lineage: Eukaryota; Viridiplantae; Streptophyta; Magnoliopsida; Brassicales; Brassicaceae.
CUGAUAAUGGCGAACUUGGGCUUAACAGAGCUCUAACAGUCGACUCCUCUCCUCCAAUCGAGGAGGAAGAACCCAAAACGCAGAGAUUCGACCCAGGCGCCCUUCCUCCGUUACGUCGUGAGAGAUGUGCGAUCGUGUUUGCGUUGGCUGCUGGAGCUGCUUACCUCAACAAUUGGCUUGUUUGGCCUCUUUAUUGGUUUGCUCAAGGAACCAUGUUCUGGGCUCUCUUCGUUCUUGGCCUCUAUUCUUGUCCCUUACCAUGGCUGGAGAAUUAGCCACAGAACUCACCACCAGAACCAUGGACAUGUUGAGAACGACUAAUCUUGGCAUCCUGUCAAGACAUAGUCAAAGAAUGGAGCAUUGGGAGUUUUCUUGUGUCACGGAGUGGAGGAAGUCUUGUAGUUUUCUGUUUUGUUGCCUUGUAGCAUUGGGAAUAAGCUUGUAGUUUUCUGUCAUGGAGGAAGUCUUGUAGUUUUCAGUCACUUUUGAUCACACAUAUACUCUCUCAUUCUCAACCAACCAAGAUCAUUUUGUGUAGACAUGUUUUUCAUAAAAUGUUUAAUUUUUUUUAAGAACUCUUAAUUAAGAGACUUGCAUUGGAGAUGGUAAAUAUUAAAAUCUCUUAGCUA